AUGAUAAACGCUGAUAUUCAAACAGUUGAAUACUCUUUCAUCAAAAUUCCUUAUGAGAGUGCUGUGAGAUCAUUUAAAUAAUAGAGAAAAUCCAUAGAGAAAGAAAUAAGUUCCAUACUUAACUCAAUUAUUUAACUCAAAAAGUAAGAAAAUUUCGAUAAGGGCUAGGUCGAAAUAUAAAUAGAAUCUUUGAUUUUAAGGCUAAAAGAGUUAAAGAAACAAUUGAGUAAUGAUCAAAAGGAGAACAAUAAAAUUUAUGACAGCUGCACUAAAAGAAUUGAACACCUUAAGUCAAUAACUCCAAAUGUAAAAGAAAGUUAACUGGAUUAUCACAAUUUAAGGACUAAGAGAUUGAUAGUCGAAGAACUUACAAGAAACGGGAAUGUCCAAGUGGCCAAAAAACUUUGCAGUUCUUACCAAAUUGAGGAUUAUUGCUAAAUGGAGAUAAAUUUGAUAGAUCUAUAAAACUAGAUCAUAAAAGAUUUAACUGGUUAGCAAACUCAGUCUGCUAUGGAGUGGUGUAAAGAGAAUUCAUCUAAAUUGUAAAAGCUGAAAAAUGAUUUUGAGUUUAAGUUGAUUUAACAGAGAUUUAUAUAGCUUUUAAAGUAAAAAAAGAAUAUAGAAGCAAUAUAAUAUUUGAGAAAGUACUCAGAAAAGUACGCAAAAACACAAUAAGGAGAAAUCAAUAAAAUAUGUAUGUGCAUAACUUAUGAGAAAAAAUAAGAUAUGGACGAAAAAUACAAAAAGUACUUUGAUGAUAAAAGGUGGGAUGAUUUGGUUUUAUAAUUCAAAAAUCUGUGCUUUGAUAUAUAUGGUAUUCCAUCCAAUUCAUAGUUUUCAACAACUCUUAGAGCAGGUAUCUCAUGUCUAAAGACUCUUAAUUGCACUAAUAAAAAAUAUUAAUAUCCCUAUAAAUGUCCAGUAUGCAGUCCAUAUAUUAACGAGAUGGUAGGAAAUAUUCCAUUCACUCACAAAGUAACUUCUUCCUUAAUUUGCAGAAUAACUGGAGAUGUGAUGGAUGAACAUAACCCUCCUUACAUAACGAAAGACAACGAAGUUUUUAGUGAAAGAGGAAUAGAAAAAAUGAAAUAAGAUAAGCAGAAAAUUUGCCCAAUUACAAAAAAAGAAAUAAACUGGGAUGAUUGUAAGAAAAUAUUUUUAUCUUGA
This is a messenger RNA of Tetrahymena thermophila SB210, 1167 nucleotides long. RefSeq names its product macrophage erythroblast attacher. Gene Ontology annotation, biological process: proteasome-mediated ubiquitin-dependent protein catabolic process. Gene Ontology annotation, molecular function: ubiquitin protein ligase activity. The record is from RefSeq and is a predicted model, not a curated record. Gene Ontology annotation, cellular component: nucleus; GID complex; cytoplasm. The transcript has 5 exons. Lineage: Eukaryota; Ciliophora; Oligohymenophorea; Hymenostomatida; Tetrahymenidae.